Mugil cephalus (flathead mullet) is the source of this 1798-nucleotide messenger RNA. RefSeq names its product Fc receptor-like protein 5. The record is from RefSeq and is a predicted model, not a curated record. Gene Ontology annotation, molecular function: transmembrane signaling receptor activity. Lineage: Eukaryota; Metazoa; Chordata; Actinopteri; Mugiliformes; Mugilidae. The transcript has 12 exons. Bases 2 to 1630 code for a protein of 542 amino acids. Gene Ontology annotation, biological process: cell surface receptor signaling pathway.
AAUGGAGGGAACAUCUGUCCAGAGGCUGCUGGUUCUGGGCUCUCUGCUGUGCUGCACAACAAACCAAGCUCGUCUGACUGUGAUUCCCAGCAGCUCUCAGGUCUUUAAAAGAGACUUUGUGUCUCUGAGCUGUGAGGAGGACGACAGCUCUGCUGGAUGGACUCUGAGGAGAAACACCACCACAGGACAGAGGACUCAGUGUGGAGCUGGGUGGGGAAAACCAACUGGUUCUUCAUGUAACAUUGGCUACAUUCUCACCAGAGACAGUGGAGUUUACUGGUGUGAGUCCAGAGAGGGAGCAACCAGUAACAGCAUCAACCUCACUGUCUCUGGUGGACCAGUGAUCCUGCAGAGUCCUGUCCUCCCUGUGAUGGAGGGAGAUGACGUCACUCUGCUCUGUAAAACAGAGACAACUCCCUCCAUCCUCUCAGCUACUUUCUAUAAAGAUGGCUCCUUGAUGAGGCCUGACCCUACAGGUCACAUGACCAUCCACCAUGUUACCAGGUCUGAUGAAGGCCUCUACAAGUGUAACAUCAGCAGUCAUGGAGAGUCUCCAUCCAGCUGGAUCACUGUCACAGGUGAGGAGCUUCACAUUGAUUUCAACUCUUAUUUCAUCCACAUACUGGUCUGCCAUCUGGUGGUGUUCUGUCCAUACUUCAUCUCCACUCUCCUCAUGGUGUCUUUAUGUCGACACAGACCAACAGGAAAAGACCUUCCUGUCUCCAUGGUGAUGACCUCACCUCAGGUUGAUCAGGGCUGUAGAAUGGAGAGAACAUCUGUCCAGAGGCUGCUGGUUCUGGGCUCUCUGCUGUGCUGCACAACAAACCAAGCUCGUCUGACUGUGAGUCCCAGCAGCUCUCAGUUCUUUAAAAGAGACUUUGUGUCUCUGAGCUGUGAGGAGGACGACAGCUCUGCUGGAUGGACUCUGAGGAGAAACACCACAAAACGACAGAGGACUCAGUGUGGAGCUGACUGGGGAGAAGCAGCUGGUUCUUCAUGUAACAUCAGCUACAUCGUCCCAUUGGACAGUGGAGUUUACUGGUGUGAGUCCAGAGAGGGAGCAACCAGUAACAGCAUCAACCUCACUGUCUCUGGUGGACCAGUGAUCCUGCAGAGUCCUGUCCUCCCUGUGAUGGAGGGAGAUGACGUCACUCUGCUCUGUAAAACAGAGACAACUCCCUCCAUCCUCUCAGCUACUUUCUAUAAAGAUGGCUCCUUGAUCAGGACUGAGUCUACAGGUCACAUGACCAUCCACCAUGUUACCAGGUCUGAUGAAGGCCUCUACAAGUGUUACAUCAUCAGUCAUGGAGAGUCUCCAUCCAGCUGGAUCACUGUCACAGAGAAACCUACAACCACAGCUCCUCCCACAUCUACACCCCCACCUCGCAACAAUGCUGAGGCCACGCCCCCUCCACCAUCCUCCCUCCACCUUGUCCUCAGACUGGUCUGCCACCUGGUGGUGUUCUGUCCAUACUUCAUCUCCACUCUCCUCAUGGUGUCUUUAUGUCGACACAGACCAACAGGAAAAGACCUUCCAGUCUCCAUGGUGACAACCUCACCCCACACUGAUCAGAGAUUGGUUGAUGAGGAUGACAAUGUCUAUGAUGUCACCACAGAGCAUCACUUUUGAAGUGAUCUGGUCUCUGGUCAGAGUGGAGAGGAUUCAGGCAGAAGAGAAGGAAUCUGUUUUGUUUUUUUCAGUUAGCUUUAAAUGUGUAACUUCUACAUUAUAUUUGUGCACUGAAUCCAAAGCUUUGUCCUUGAAAAUUAACUUUCUAUUAAUAAAUGGUGUUCGUCC